AUGCGUCCUUUCGCCGACCUUGAUGAUGAACAAAGGAUCAGCAUUGCCAACGAACACCCCAACGAUCUUGAGUCUGGGCCAUCCUCUCCAUCCUCGCCACCCAGCUACCUUCGUCCUCGUCGUCCGAGCAAAUCAAAUUCUCGUCAUCGAUCACAACAUACCACCACAGACGGUGGCUCAAGCAGCCACCUCCUCGCCCGUCUCAUCGCUCGCGACGAUGAAGUCCGCGAAAUCAAUGCUCUUCUUGUCGUCACUUCUGAACGUCUCGAGACAGAGUCCAACCGGGCUAACAGCUCAGAGCGCCGUGCGCUCGAAUACUUCAACCGAUUGCGUCAAGCAACCGAGAAUCGUGAGCGCGCUGAACAAGACUCAGCUCGUCUUCGCGAGGAGUUGAAGUUGUACAAGCUACAGCUUGAAAAUGCACAAAAGGAAAUUUUUCGUGCACAGGAUAUCAUCAAUCAGGUCUCUGCUCAGAAAUGUGAAGCCGAGGCGGAUGCUGCGAGAGCCAGAACAAAAGCAAGGAAGUUGCAGGAAGAGAAGAUGAUGAUGCUCGCCCACGAGGAUGGCAGGCGGCGUGGUUACAAAGAGGGCCUAACAAUCGGACGUCGGCUCGGCUUCGACGAAGGAAGCACGAUAAGAAAUGAUGAUGAACCGGUCCGACGAGUGCAUCGGCCUGCCGUCCUACCAGAUGGAGGAGACGAAGAAGAGGAAGAAGAGUCGGUGCACUCUGAACGUAAUAAUGAUGUAGUACGCUCACAGCCGCGGGUGCACCCACGAUCUUCAAGACACGUGCGCCCGGAGUCUGCUCCGCCUGUUGGGCAGUAUGGUACUGCGCCACAUGCAGCUCCUAUUAUGCCAGUUCCACCACCGCAAGUAAUUCCAGUCCCGUCCCAUUCCCCUCCAGGAAGAAUCACAACGCCCUCACCACCAACGAGUCCUCCAGCGGAGACCGUUUACCCUACGCAAAUACGCACAACCUCUAGCCACUUAGCUGACGUUCCCCGGGAUGGUUGGAUACCGCGAGCAGACCCACAGACAUCGUACAUCCCAAUCCCACCGCCACACGAACUUUAUCAGCCCGUGUCCCUGAGCUCUAGCACACACCCACACGACUUAGACAACCGCUCACGUCGCGGUCCUUCGUAUGAUGCUGAGGAUUCAAACUAUGCUCUUGUAAGAACUCGCGAUUUCGCAUAUGCGCAACCUGCCCCAAUUCCAGUCCCAAGUCUGCAUACUCCAUCUCUCAUGUCGCGAUCAACAUCGACGCAUAUGUCUCAAUACGAGCUUGUAAGCGCCCCCACCGAACGACACGGAGUCUCACUUCGUCAUGAGGCAUCUUCCACGCACACAAGGAGUGAAAGUCAGACUGAACGACGUACGUCAUCACGCGGUGGAUAUCCCCCCGAGAAAAGUCGGAGGGAAGAUUUGGUAGAACAAUGGCGUGUAGACCCAGAAGUUGUUGCUACAGCAACUCCUGGGCCGGCCGUAAGAGAUUUUCAACCUGUACUACCUCCUGGACAUCAGCGUCCCAGGGAGUCAAACAUCCCCGCCACACAUACUGAUUCACGUGCUUCAAGUCGAAUAGAGUCCCAAUCAUCGCAAGGUCCUUCCCAGAAACGGAGUCCACCACGAUCAAGAAAUCCGCUCGACUACUUUAACUUCAGGCAACGUUUCCACCAGCGAACACAAUCAGCUGCCAGCGUUCCAAAUAUAACUGUUGAACCCCCGUCCGAUGAAGCUUCGACUCCAUCUGACCACUCUCAUCAAGCACAUCAUAAUCUUCUAAGUCCAGAUGUCGCAAAUCGGCCCCUUGCUCCGGUUCAUGAAGAAUCCCGGACAUCCGAAAGACAUUCACAAGACUCACACGGCGCCUACCAGUCGACCACACCUACACAGCCUCCAUGGCCAGCAGGGUUCAUGCCCGUCUCAGGGGAACCACCAGAACCGGGCUCCCAAUAUCCUCGCUCAAGAAGUCGAGGACCUGAUGAGCAUUACCAGAUGUCGCCUAUUCCUGAGGGUAUCUCAUACCCUGAACCGCCGAUGCGUAUUUCGUCGUCUCAUUCACAUCGUCACCCGGAAGAGUCUGAACGAUCGAGCUCGCCGGCACCUCUGCAGAGACCGAUAUCAUUGUUCUCUGACCAAGAUGGGUGA
Suillus discolor is the source of this 2151-nucleotide messenger RNA. RefSeq lists its product as uncharacterized. The record is from RefSeq and is a predicted model, not a curated record. The transcript is spliced from 5 exons. The coding region runs from base 1 to 2151 and encodes 716 amino acids. Lineage: Eukaryota; Fungi; Basidiomycota; Agaricomycetes; Boletales; Suillaceae.